Indicator indicator is the source of this 2517-nucleotide messenger RNA. RefSeq names its product cactin, spliceosome C complex subunit (gene CACTIN). The record is from RefSeq and is a predicted model, not a curated record. The transcript has 10 exons. Bases 1 to 2346 code for a protein of 781 amino acids. Gene Ontology annotation, molecular function: protein binding. NCBI's taxonomy places the organism in Eukaryota, Metazoa, Chordata, Aves, Piciformes, Indicatoridae. Gene Ontology annotation, cellular component: spliceosomal complex; cytoplasm. Gene Ontology annotation, biological process: mRNA cis splicing, via spliceosome; negative regulation of innate immune response.
AUGGGGAUCAGAGCAGGCGGCCGGGCGGGCGGCCCUGCGCGCCGGGCGCUGUCGGAGGCCCCCGGGGCGGAGCCGGGGCCGCAGCCGCUUCCGCAGCCGGGGCCCAUGGGCUCGGGGUCGCGCAGCCCGGCCCGGCGGCCGCGGUCUCGGUCUUGCUCGCCACGGAGGGAACGCGGUCGGGAGCGCUCCGGGAGCCAGGAGAAGCGGCGGCGGCGGCGCAGCCGGAGCGGAGGACGCCGCCGGGAGCCGAGCUCGGGCUAUAACUCUGGCGAUGAGAGACAGAAGUGGACGAAAAAGAAAAGUAAAACCAGGAACCAACACUGCAGAAGCCAGAAGAAGCACUGCUCGCGGUCCCGAGGUCAUUGCUCUGACUCCAGCUCAGAGCAUGAGCGAGGCAGGAGGAGAACUUGGAGCAGAGAGCGGCAGAGGAAGAGAGAUGGCUCCAAGUCUUCUGUGUCCUCCAUCAGCUCUCCCUCCCCACCACACUCCCAGGGCAGGGAUGAGACAGGGCAGCAGCUGAACCUCCAGGAGCGCUUGAGGCUGAAGGAGGAGAAGAAGAAGCAGGCAGCACUUAUGAAAGCUUUGGAGACACCUGAGGAGAAACGGGCUCGCCGGCUGGCCAAGAAGGAAGCCAAGGAGAGGAAGAAGAGGGAGAAGAUGGGGUGGGGAGAGGAGUACAUGGGUUAUACCAACACUGACAAUCCCUUUGGGGACAACAACCUGCUGGGCACCUUCAUCUGGAGCAAAGCACUGGAAAAGAAAGGCAUCAGCCAUCUGGAUGAGAGGGACCUGAAGGAGAGGAACAAGCGAAUCCAGGAGGACAAUCGCCUGGAGCUGCAGAAGGUGAAGCAGCUGCGCCUGGAGCGGGAGCGGGAGAAGGCGAUGCGUGAGCAAGAGCUGGAGAUGCUGCAGCGGGAGAAAGAGGCAGAGCACUUCAAAACCUGGGAGGAGCAGGAAGACAACUUCCACCUGCAGCAGGCCAAGCUGCGGUCCAAGAUCCGCAUUCGGGAUGGGAGGGCAAAGCCUAUUGACCUGCUGGCAAAGUACAUCAGUGCAGAGGACGACGACCUGGCUGUGGAGAUGCAUGAGCCCUAUACCUUCCUGAACGGCCUGACCGUUUCUGACAUGGAGGAUCUGGUGGAAGACAUCCAGGUUUACAUGGAGCUUGAGCAAGGGAAGAAUGUGGAUUUCUGGAGGGACAUGACCAUCAUCACAGAGGAUGAGAUAGCCAAACUCCGCAAGCUGGAGGCCUCUGGGAAAGGAGGACCAGGGGAGCGCCGGGACGGCGUGAAUGCCUCCGUCAGCUCCGAUGUUCAGUCCGUGUUCAAGGGCAAGACCUACAACCAGCUGCAGGUGCUGUACCAGGGCAUCGAGAGCAAGAUCCGGGCAGGAGGACCCAACCUCGACAUUGGGUACUGGGAGAGCCUCCUGCAGCAGCUGAAGGCUUACAUGGCUCGAGCCAGGCUGCGGGAGCGGCACCAGGAUGUGUUGCGCCAGAAGCUGUACAAGCUGAAGCAGGAGCAGGGUGUGGAGAGUGAACCACUCUUCCCCAUUGUCAAGCAGGAGCCAGCCUCCCCCAGUGACAGGCUGGAUCCAGAGGAGAGCAUCGUGGUACAGCCAGGGCCGUCCUCGGAGCCAGAGGCUGAGCAGGACACAGAGGUCAAAGAAGAGGCAGAGGGGGAAGCUGUACUGAUGGAGGAGGACCUGAUCCAGCAGAGCCUGGAUGACUAUGAUGCAGGGAAAUACAGCCCCCGGCUGCUGGGCCCGAACGAGCUACCCUUUGAUGCCCACGUACUGGAGGCUGAGGAGGACACACAUCGGCUGCUCCUUCUGCGCCAGCAGCUGCAGGUCACAGGUGACGCCACUGAGAGCGCCGAUGACAUCUUCUUCCGCAAGGCCAAGGAGGGCAUGGGCGCAGACGAGGCACAGUUCAGCGUGGAGCUGCCGCUGACAGGCAAAGCCUACCUGUGGGCUGACAAGUACCGGCCACGCAAGCCACGCUUUUUCAACCGCGUGCACACCGGCUUCGAGUGGAACAAGUACAACCAGACGCACUACGACUUUGACAACCCUCCCCCCAAGAUCGUGCAGGGCUACAAGUUCAACAUCUUCUACCCCGACCUCAUUGACAAGCGCUCCACGCCAGAGUACUUCCUGGAGGCCUGCCAGGACAACAAGGACUUCGCCAUCCUGCGCUUCCAUGCUGGGCCGCCCUACGAGGACAUUGCCUUCAAGAUUGUCAACCGCGAGUGGGAGUACUCCCACCGCCAUGGCUUCCGCUGCCAGUUUGCCAACGGCAUCUUCCAGCUCUGGUUCCACUUCAAGCGCUACCGUUACCGGAGAUGAGGGCCUGCCCUAUGCCUCUGCGACUGUGGCACCAGCAGUGUGCAGGGGCAACCUGUCCCCUGUCACAGACACUGUCCCAUGGGCAUUCCCUACGUGUGGCCUGGCACAGAGCCUGCUCCUGAGGGUGUUUUCUGUCCCUGCUUUUAUCCUGAGGGACCCUGAGAUUUUGGU